Molecule: messenger RNA, 2202 nt
Organism: Aspergillus sclerotioniger CBS 115572
Lineage: Eukaryota; Fungi; Ascomycota; Eurotiomycetes; Eurotiales; Aspergillaceae
Exons: 3
Coding region: 20-1990 (656 amino acids)
Source: RefSeq, a predicted model, not a curated record
GGGGCUCCAACCGAAUGCAAUGGACGACAAGAAGAAUUUGGUCACAGCCUUUGUACGGGAGAGGGCGCUGGAAUACCACGAUGCCUUUGGCAUUUCGGCGCCUACGAACGGCGGGGUAGGGCCGGAGGCAGCCCUACCGGCAUCCAGAGAUUUGGAAGAGGUUCUCGAGGCAUAUAAUGCGACCGCAGACAAGGAUAGCAGAUUUGAUGUCCAGCACUGCACCUGGGAUCGUGUAUUGGAGGAGCUCAACAAAGCCGAAGACCGAUAUCUGCAGCAAGGCCAAGGACCUGUACACUUUGUCCGCAAGGGAUUUCGGAUAGCAGGCGACUAUUCCAAUGCUAUAACCCCAUGGCUUGGUUUGAUUCCUUCUAGUAAUGGGUUGGAACUCUUAACUGCCGGCUUGACCGUCAUUUUCAGCAUAGCAAGGCAGAAUUCCGAUAAUCGGGGCAAGAUUCUCGGCGCAUUCCACAGUAUUCCGGCCAUCAUUUUGCGCACUGAAGAGCAGCAGAACCAGUUUGCGAAAGUCCAAGCUUUAAGGGAAAAGGCGAUCAACCUAUAUAGUGUCCUGAUACGGGCAUUGGCAGAGCUGAUCUUUCUAUUCGGUGGCAACAGGUCGGGAGCAUCCUUCAAAAACCGAGCAAAAAGGAUAGGGAAACGACUUAUCGCUCCUGCUUAUACUGCCAGUCAGAUUGACCAGAUUCUUAGUACGGUUCAGCAGAGCACGGAGGAAUUCGAGGCGUGUCGGGACAUGGUUAAAGCUCAGAUCGCCAUCGAUACCUACCAUAAUACGACAACCUUGCAGUCACAGGCAGCCUCAAUCCAGGGCCACACCCAGCAGAUAUCGAAUGGCAUUGGCGAACUGGCAUAUGAAGUGAAUGAUCUCAACCAUUCUGCACAACACACCCAUGUACAGCUUGAUGGGGUGCAGGACCAGCUGUCUGACCUGGUGGCACAAGUCGAGGCAGUUCGUGCCGAGCAAUAUAACAUGUAUCAGCCAGGAAUGGAUGCCCAGGCUGCCUUGUGUCAUUUCUUGCUGCAUGAUUUUCCUGGUAAGUCUUAUCCAACCCUCCCUGUACAUGCUGACUCCUACGACCAAGGCUUCUGGAACGCCGUGACAUCAGGGAGCAUCCCUAUGGGUCAAUCUCAAUCAUUUCUGUCGCGAAUGGAGCUAUUCAAGUGCAUGGGUGUUUCUCCCAGGGUGUCCAUUGACGAUACCAACAUCGUGCUGAAGCAACACAGUGCAUUCACUCCCGAAGCUCAGGCACAAAGCCAACAACUCCUGUCGUCGAUGGAGUUCUCCAGAUGGAUGCAAUCCACCCAUGCAGAAACGCUGUUCGUGCAAGGAAACUACUCCACGAUGGGACCUGGUCGGAUCUCGCCUCUUUCCGCCCUCUGUGCCACCCUGUCUCUCAAUCUAUUGAAGCACUCCAAUUCGAUUGUGCUGCAUUUCUUCUGCGGAGUUCACGAGGCUCCCGAUGAUCCUGUUGCUGGUCCCAAUGGAUUGAUUCGAAGUCUGAUUGCCCAACUGCUUCUCACCCGCUUCAUGUUUAACCUGGAUUUCAUCAACACCCGACCCUUCACGGAGCUGAUCGAGUCGCAUUCACUGUUUGACCUGUGCCACACAUUUCGUCAGCUGGUUGAGCAACUACCGACGACCGCCACCGUGAUCUGCAUUAUUGACGGGGUGACUCCGUUUGAGUCUGCUGCCUGGCUUGCGGACUUAUUGGAAGUCAUCCAUACCAUGAAUCAGAUCAUUAACAAUCCCGCCUUGCACCCCAUUGUCAAAUUACUGGUGACCACGCCGUUCGCUCAGAUGGGACAUACUGGGGAGGCCAUUCUGGCCCACCAUCGGGUGACGCUUCGAAAUAUUGGGGGGACACGUCAGGUCAUGUCCGACCGAUGGCUCUUGUCCAACAUGGGGCGUUUGGGUGAAUAUCGGACGAAGAUGCAGAACAGUCAUGGGAGAGGGGACUCGGAUGAUGAAUUCUAGCUCGGUGGUGUCAGUCGUGUCUUGUUGACCUUCCACUCUGUGAUGGAUAGUUGAAGAAAACCAGUUCCUGAAAAGCGAUGGUGGUCAACGUGACCGGAACACGUGGUUCUCGUACUUGGAGUAGUAGAUGUUUGACAAUACCUGUACGGAGCGGAGUAAUCAGUCCUACAUAAAAGUCCUCCACAGCCACCUGGCCGCCGUGGAAUCUCCAG